Sphaeramia orbicularis (orbiculate cardinalfish) is the source of this 1890-nucleotide messenger RNA. Its product is annotated as protein THEM6-like. The transcript is spliced from 3 exons. NCBI's taxonomy places the organism in Eukaryota, Metazoa, Chordata, Actinopteri, Kurtiformes, Apogonidae. Bases 113 to 721 code for a protein of 202 amino acids. The record is from RefSeq and is a predicted model, not a curated record.
GCCAAUCACAUUGCGUGUCGUCACAGAUGCGGAAGUAGUGUUCAUUCUUUCUACCGGUUUCUUCAAGUUGAAACGGGUCCCAUGGUAGCUCUCUUUUUCGGACACUCGAGAGAUGCUGCUGCUGGUGCUUGGUGCCCUCCUCCUGCUCUUCUGCAGUCUGGAUGUGUGGUACUUCCUGCGGGGGGCCCAGGUUUUUUUCGAGGCGUGGUUUCAACCCAGAAUAUGGGACAUUUUAGCCGAGCAAAGCAUCGAUGGCAUGGUCCUUCCCCAUGAUUUGGACUACAUGGGUCACAUGAACAACUCCCGAUACCUCAGGGAGUGUGACUUUGCCCGCUUCCAUCAUUACAUGCGAAACGGGCUGUUCAUGGCUUCACGUAAACUGGGGGCCAAAAUGGUAGUAGGGGCCUCCACUAUUCGUUAUCGCCGCUCUUUGGCCUUCCGGGAGGCCUUUGAGAUUCGGACCAAAGUUGUGGGAUGGGAUGAGAAGGCCUUUUACUUGGAGCAGCGCUUUGUAUCCAAAAGGGAUGGCUUUGUCUCUGCAGUGAUGCUCUGCAGGCAGAAUGUGGUACACUGCAGCCCAGAUAGGAUCAUUGAGUUUGUCUGCAAGAGAAAGAUUGAAUGCCCUGCGUUUCCUGAGGACCUUAAACACUGGAUCAGCUUCAUUUCAGCCAGCAGCCAAGCCCUGAGAGCAGAGAGUGGACUGGAAGAGAAGAACAAGUGAAGCCGCGCUCUGACCCUUCGAAUCAUGAGUGUAGUCCUACAUAUCAUUCGCAUUGCACGCACAUAUACAGCAUACACACAUACGCACAUCCUAGAGUUUUUGUUUGACUUCCAAAAUUCCACAUACCUCUGUUUUUGAGUGAACCCUACCUGUGGUGUAUUUUUGUAAAAUGUGAAGAAGAAAGCUGGAAAUCCACAUCUAUAAAUAGGUGUUGAUUUGUAUAUUAAGGUAUUCUGCACAAAAUGCACUGGGAUCAAAUAGAAAGUUGGACAAGAAUGUAGCACUAUUCUUGCAGCUUAUUCAGUAGUUGACUGUGAAUAAACCGGCUUUACAAUUCAUCAUCAUCUACAUUUAGAGAAAUCCUACUUUUAGGUAAGCAUGUAGAACAAAAGUUAACCGUAACACUGACAUCAAUGCAUGUUUUGGAACAAACAGAAUUUUUUUGUGCCUGUUUCUCUCAAUUAGCUGUAGUUUAGACUCUAACCAUUUCAGAGAAUAAUAACUUUUUACAAAAGGCUAAAUGUCAUGAAAUACUUGAAUGGACAUGAUGACCAUGUACUGACAGCUAUUUUAAUCUUCCCAUCAGCAACUUGCACAAACUUUCCAAGGUUAGGAGACACACCGAAUUCAGAUCAACAUUCUGAAAGGGAAUAUUUGAUUUUGAGCAGCUGGAUGUGUUUAUCAGUUCAGUAUUCUUUUUUUUUUUUUUUUCUAGUUAAUUAUAUAUGCAUUUAAAGGGUGGUCUGCUUGGUUGAUGCUGCAUGUGAAGUGCUUGAAUCGAUUUAUGACUGUGGUGGCAACUUCUUAAAAACCUGCACUUUUAAGGGAAAAACUGAAUGUCAGGAUUGCAGAGGUGUCAGGAUCUUGCGACAGCAUUUUAAAUCUGGAACCUUCCCUUUAAUGCAUCGAAGCUUUAGUUUGUGACCAAAGUAAUGUAUUUCUCUGUUUGAAAAGAAGUCAGUUCAUAACGAUGUAUUGUAUGUCUACUUAUUUAUGUAAAUGAAUGCACUGACCAUUAAAUCCUGUUGACAUUGCUUAAGUUUUUAAGUAUGUAUUGUCUUUUAAUUUCCUCUUAUUUUUAACUUAUUGACAUGAGUUAUGUAUCAGAUUGUAUUUAUUGUUUGAUAAUUAUUUAAAUGCAUUUUAAAUUAAAAAUGCUUUGAAACCUA